Messenger RNA from Cylicostephanus goldi, 267 nucleotides. The record is from the annotation of a GenBank genome assembly. Lineage: Eukaryota; Metazoa; Nematoda; Chromadorea; Rhabditida; Strongylidae.
AUGUUUAUUGAACCUCAACAACGAUUUACGAUACGUCAAGGUACAACCACGACCGGAACAGGCGUCUUCACUGAACUGCUACCUCCUCAAACAGAUGAAGAAAAGAACCCUAAAAACAAGAAGAAGCUUAUGAAGGCUGAAAUGGAACGGCUUGGAUUUAACCCAUAUGGCGAACUGGCAGAGAAGCGAUUGAAACCAGAUUAUUCGCACUCGCCCAAGGACAAUCCAGCUGCCAAAGCAUUUGAGGAUGCUGAGAAUAAUAAGUAA